Molecule: messenger RNA, 3029 nt
Organism: Nilaparvata lugens (brown planthopper)
Lineage: Eukaryota; Metazoa; Arthropoda; Insecta; Hemiptera; Delphacidae
Product: eukaryotic translation initiation factor 4H-like
Exons: 6
Coding region: 16-936 (306 amino acids)
Molecular function (GO): RNA binding
Source: RefSeq, a predicted model, not a curated record
AAUCCAGCAUGAAUCAUGUUUAUUGUAGUGGAUCCAACAUUUUUCAUUUUCGACAUUUCAAGUGAAACAAGUCUCAAUCGAUCUAGCAAUUAUGGAGGAGGGAGGAGGAAGACAGUUCCCAAUGAACCACCUUACACAGCUUACGUAGGCAACUUGCCAUCCAACGUUGUUCAGGGUGAUUUGGAUAGGAUAUUCGAGAAUCAAAAGAUUAAAACUGUCAGACUGGUGAAAGAUAAAGACAGCGACAAAUUCAAAGGCUUCUGCUACGUGGAAUUUGAAAAUAGGGAAAGCUUGGAAGAGGCUCUCAAUCUGGGAGACAUCUAUGUGGACAGUCAUCUGGUUCGUGUUGAUAUUGCUGAUAAUAGGAGACAAAAUCGAGGAGGCGGAGGAGGCGGAUUCGAUCACAGAGGAGGUCACAGAGGAGGAGGAGGAGGUGGGUUCCGAAGGAACGAUGGUCCCCCGGGCAGUCGGUUUGCGGGACCGGGCAGAAGAUACAGUGAGGAGGAUGAUUACGGCAGACAAUUCAACCGAGGAGGAGGUCCUGGAAGUGGGAGGAUGAUGAGUGGUGGGGGGGACCAGCGAGGCAAUCGGGGGAGUUACGGACAAUUUCAUGAAAAUAAUGCCGGAGGGGGAGACGGCGGUUACAGUUUCGGUGGGGGGCGAGGAAGCCGAGACUUCCAGAGACAGGGGCGAGGGGGUCCGGGGUUGAGCCGGCCCGGUGGUAACUAUAGUCGACAUCGACCUGACUCCGGGUUCACUAGCUCUUCCUCAUUGGAUAGCGGUGGCAAGGAUGAUUCAGGAGUUACCCGUCAGAAACUAGUAUUGACUCCGCGAAAAGUGAGUGAACCAUUGAAUCAGAUGGCUGAAACGAGUCAGGCGUCUGCUAUCUUCGGAGGUGCAAAGCCUCGUCAAGAAAGGCUUCCAAGCCAACAAUAAUAACUUCAACUUUUCAGUGGUUCGUUGAUAUGUUCUAUUGAAAAGAAUGAAGGAAUGGCAUUUUUAUAUGAAUCCAGUUGGCAGCGAAUUAGUUGACAUUAGGCUUGUUUCAAACCAAGGGAAGUCUUUUUUAUAUAACCAGGACUAUAUUGUUAGGUUUAACUGAUAGAACAUUUUGAAUUUGCUUGGCAAUAUUCUUUCAGAUGAUAAUCGAAUCAAUUGUCUAUUAUUCGUUUUCUACAAAUAAUGCUUUUCAUUUUUAUUAUGAUUUAGUUGAGUUUGCUUCAAAUUAGAGUUAGCAUUCAAAAACUCAUUGUUUACAUGGCAUUGUCAGACUUGUGGCCAAAAGAGUAAAGUGAGGAUCACACUACUGUAUAUAUUGUAAAUUGACAAUUGAUUACUCGUAAAUAAUAAACGUAGUAGAGUGGGAGAGUGUAUUUUGAAUCGCUCAGACUUUCUAACAAAUAUAAUAGUUUCACAAUCAGUUUAUUAAAAUGAAACGCAUCGUGUUGAAAUUCUAAAAUUGUAAUAUCAGUCAUCUCUAAUUCAAAUCUUCUUUAACCCCAUCAAAUCUAUAUUAAUACUAAUCUGGAAUAUUUGAAAACUAAAAUUACUCAUAUUUUAAAAAAAUUGUAAAUCUCGGUAAAUGUUUUUACCAAACAGAAUAUUGGUCAUUCAGAAAUGUUUAGUUUGUCCAUACGAUACAGUACCUCAAUGAUUUACUCAGAUUAUGAGUAUGAUUUAAUUUAUUUCUUCAAUAAAAUGUGUAUUGAAAUACUUGUAAUUUGCAGGUCACCUUAUAUUUCUCAUUUAUUAUCUUAUAUCAAUUCAAAAAUCUUUAUUACUCAUACAAAUAUAUAACGAUAUUAAUAAAAUACUCUAUAAAAUUAUUACUGCAAUACGAAUUGGAUUCAUGAACAAUCUACUAAAUAUUAUUUAAUAUAUUUGUUAUGUAUAUAACACGAUAUCCGAUGCAGUACAAGGGUAGUAAAGAAGAUAAUUAAGUUCAAAUGUAAGUACGUGAGCAAAACCAGGAAAAUUAUUUUAAUGUAAAUAAAAAUCUAUUCUUGGUCGAAAUUUAAUCCUAAUGUAAAUUAUUUAAUAUUAUGAAUAUUGUCAAUUAUCUAGAGCUUAUCAUCUAUUUCAAUAUUCUUUUUCUUUAUAAUAAUGACUGUCACUCCAUAUUAUUUAUUAUUUUAUAUUUAUUCAAUGUUGCUCGAUAUUAUUUUGAUAUAUUUUUGAUUAUUUUGAUUUAUAAAGUGAUGAUUUAUUGUUAUUUUGGCUGAAAUAUGAUAUUAAUUGAUAUUGAUUUAGAACUUAUUUUGUCCCAGUAUACUGCAAAUACUGUUGAAAUAUGAUAUUGAUUUAGAACUUAUUUUGUCACAGUAUACUGCAAAUACUGCUGAAAUAUGAUAUUGAUUUAGAACUUAUUUUGUCCCAGUAUACUGCAAAUACUGUUGAAAUAUGAUAUUGAUUUAGAACUUAUUUUGUCCCAGUAUACUGCAAAUACUGCUGAAAUAUGAUAUUGAUUUAGAACUUAUUUUGUCCCAGUAUACUUCAAAUACUGCUGAAAUAUGAUAUUGAUUUAGAACUUAUAUUGUCCCAGAAUACUGCAAAACUGUUAUCGUUGUAUAUACAUUCCCACUCAAGCCAGUUACUUUAUAAUAAGCAUUUUAGUGUGUUUAUUCUGUAUUGUGCGUAUAUGUUGUGAAUUUAAGUGUCAGUAAUACAUCACCUGACGCUCAUAUAGAUUAUAUUUGUUAAUUAUUGUAAGGGUGCGUUAAGCCUUACAGUACGAAGACAUGAAGAUAUAAUGCUCAAUCAUCUUUUAAAGAACUAUGUUUGAACUAUCAAUCAUAACAGAAUUAGAUAGUUUCAAUGUUAUGAUAUCAUUCUCCACGUUUAGUGAAUUAAGCAGUCAAAAUUUGCGAGCUAGAUCUUGUACAGAUUCUUUCAUUGUAAGAAUUAAUUGUCAAAAAAAUAUAUGAAUGUAUUAGUACUGUACCUUUCUAUUAGUAUUGCUUUUGUUUUCGAUUGGCUGUUAUUAAUUAAUAUAGUUAGAAUCACGCUUAUCCAAGCGUUCAUAGUUCAAA